UAUCCAAAUACGUGCCGUAGCCUGGCAACAGUGGCUAAACAAAAGGCUCACAGCUCGCGGGCUGACUUGCCAGGCUGGGUUCAAGAUGAGCCGACCCAGCAGCAGCCUUGAUGAAAAAGAGGUCAACCAAAAUGGAGACCUAGGAGGUCAUCUCUCUGUGUUUACCAAUACUCACACCGCAGCAGUGAGUCCCGAAACAAGGCUAUUGUCCGCCUUCAAGAAAGACACUCAAGCCAGGAAAGUUUACCUGGCAGGGAGAGAGUAUUAUAGUGAGGAAGGGAAGACCUUUGAACUGCGUCUUCCUGGAAAAAUAAAGCAACAGUUAAGCGCUGAUCCCACUCUUCGUCCAGAGUAUCCACCUGCUCUUGGUCUGAAAGAAUUCAUCCGGCAAGCCACGAAGGUUGCUUUAGGGAAGAGCUCUCGGGCAAUAGCGGAGAACCGGGUGUUAGGUGUCCAAACUCCUGGUUUUACCGCUGCUGUGCGUCUUGGGGCGGAACUCUUGAGACAUUGGUAUGAUGUCUGUGCUGAUUGGUGCGGGCCGGUCUACCUCUCUUCCCCUUGUGAUGACUCAUUGGCUGGUAUCUUCCAAGCAGCAGGGAUCCAAGAUAUUUGUGAGUAUUAUUACUGGGAUGACAAGCAGCGGGGUGUUUGUUUGGAGAAGCUUCUGGAAGAUCUGGAGAGGGCGCCGGAGCAAAGCGUUGUUGUUUUGUCAGCUUCUGCCCACUACCCAACUGGAGCAGACCUCACUCAGAAUCAAUGGGCUGUGAUUACACAACUCAUCAUGAGGCGUAGGCUUUUCCCUUUCCUCUUGCUGCCUGCUCAGGCGCUCUGCUAUGGAGAUUUAGAGCGAGAUGCCUGGCCUGUACAGUACUGUGCAUCGCAGGGGAUGGAGUUCCUCUGUGCUCAGUCGUUCUCCCACUGCUUUGGACUAUAUGGCGAGGCUGUCGGACACCUCCUGUGUGUCUUAAAGCAGAACUCCCUCCUGUUAUCUGUGCAGUCUCAAGCUGAGAAAAUAGUCAGAUCUCUGUGGGCCCAGCCAUCUGUAGGAGGAGCACAUGUUGUUGCCACAGUGCUCAGUAACCCAGCCCAUCUUGUUGAAUGGCAGGGAGAAGUAAAGCGCAUUGUGGAGAGAUGUAUGCUGAUCAGAGACAUUUUGAGAGACAGGCUGAGGCUUUUGGGAACUCCUGGUUGUUGGGGCCACCUGACUCAACAAGGUGGACUCUACUGUUGUGUAGGCUUGAAUGGUCAGCAGGUAGAAUUUCUGUCAAAGAGGAGACACAUGUACCUGCUCCCCAGUGGCUGUCUAAACAUGAGUGCAAUCAACGGACGUAACUUAGACUAUAUAGCUGAGUCCAUUCAUCUGGCUCUGACCACUUCACUCUGAGCAUGUGGCCUUUGAUCAAGAUCUGAAAUCAGUGUCAAAGGGGCUUUUCAGCCUGACUGAAACACAUUUAGAUUGAACCUUUCAUACGUCCCAAUGAAAUGCUCAGUUUCAGGUUUACUGUAAUUACUAUUGCAGGCCCAGCUACUGCAAAGUAAAUGCUGUUAAUUAAACAUAAAGAAAAAAUGUAGAGAAAAAUAUGAUUGCUCAUUGAAUUGCCGAUGAUCUUUGUUGACAGAGGUCUAGUCAUUAGUAAUUGUAACAGAGACCAGGCUGUGAUGGCCCUUCAGCUGAGAAGAUGUGAGUAUGGAAUGUGUCCUGUGUGUGUGGUAUAUACAGUAGGUCAGCCAUAUAUGAAAAAAGUAAUCAGAUCUGUUAAAUAAGUAAAAGUAGCAAUACCAUAAUGUAGAAAUACUCUGUUACAAGUACAAGUAAAAGUCCUGCAUUCAGAAAAGUAUUAGUAUCAAAAUAUACUCAGUAUAUGUAUUUGGUACUCAGUACCAAAAGUACUCGAUAUGCAGAAUAAUGUAUAUUAUAUUAUUGUAUUAUGAUUAUUGAUGCACUAAUGUGUACAUCACUUUAAUGUUGGUUGGUGAAGGUGGGGCAAAUUUUAAUAAUAACUUAAUAUGCAGCUGGGUAGCUUUUGAAUAUCCCCCCGUGUAUCACUAAAGUUUUAUCUUAUCUUAGCCUAUAACAGCCUAUCAUCAUUUAUUUGUUAAUUUUAUUUUGUAUUAUUAAUCUGAGUCCGCAAAGUAACUAGUAACUAAAGUUAUCAGAUACAUGUAGUGGAGUAAAAAGUGCAAUAUUUGCAGAUUUUUAUUUAUUUAUUACAAACUUAAGUGUAUAUUUAUAUAUUCACACAUUUCAUAUUGUUUUGGUGCUCAUUUUUUUUAGUCUGCCAGAAGCGGGAGAAUCUCUAUAAGGCUAAAACCAACAGCUUGUUAGGUUAGCUUAGCGCGUUAGCUUGGCUCUGUCCAAAAGUAACAAAAUCUGUCUACCAGCACCUCUAAAGCUCAAAGCUUCAUCUGGUUUGUUUAAUCCGUACAAAAACAGAAGUGUAAAAACAUCAAAUUUCCAUUUUUUUUCAGGCGGGUUAUGUGUGGGACUAUCUCUUGGCCGGGCACUGACAAAACCACCACUUGUUGUUUUUGUGCUUCGGUUUUUGUACGGAUUAAACAAAUGAGACAUAACAUGUUAAUUAGUCAGCUGGUAGGCGGAUUUUGUUAUCUUCGGACAGAGCCAGGCUAGCUGCUUCUCCCCGUUUCUCACUUGUCUUAAGAACUGUAGCUUAAGCUAAGCUAAAAGGCUCAUGGCUGUAGUUUCAUAUGUAAUGGAUGAAUAUUAGAAUGGUAUUGAUCUUCUCAUCGAACUCGGCAAGAAAGUGAAAAGUGUAUUUCACAUAAUGUCAAACUAUUCCUUUACGUAUGUAGUGACCAUGUGUAUGUGGUUAAUGUGAGUCAUUUUAUAUUACAGUGAGUUGUUCUAGUUUGAACUUUGUAUAUAUACUGUGUGGCUAUAUAUUGUACUCUGUUAGGGACUUUGUGGUCUGUAGAUGAUGUCCAGACUCACCAGCACUAUCUAAUAUAAGGUGAAUCAAGAACUUAAUAAUGGCCCAAGGCAUAAGCAGCCAUAUUGUUUGCUGCAUUCAAAGCAAAAGGAUGCUCUCCAUCAAGAAUUCCUUUCAGUUGCAGUGAACAUCAGUCAAAAAAAUAAAUGUCAAAUGUAUUGAAAACACAUGCUGUGCACACAGCAGAUCUCAGCUGCCUUUAUAAUUUAACUGUGGCCCUGUUUACACCUGGAAUUAAAAUGCGUCUUGGGUGAUCUGAUCACAAGUGAACAGGUCUAAGUACAGGUGGGUUUUCUGGGUUGACUUCCUUCACUUAAACAUUGUCAUAAACGUCUGUGCUUUUAA
Molecule: messenger RNA, 3293 nt
Organism: Siniperca chuatsi (mandarin fish)
Lineage: Eukaryota; Metazoa; Chordata; Actinopteri; Centrarchiformes; Sinipercidae
Gene: got1l1
Product: glutamic-oxaloacetic transaminase 1 like 1
Exons: 8
Coding region: 86-1384 (432 amino acids)
Biological process (GO): L-aspartate biosynthetic process
Cellular component (GO): cytosol
Molecular function (GO): L-aspartate:2-oxoglutarate transaminase activity; pyridoxal phosphate binding
Source: RefSeq, a predicted model, not a curated record